Molecule: messenger RNA, 1359 nt
Organism: Stegastes partitus (bicolor damselfish)
Lineage: Eukaryota; Metazoa; Chordata; Actinopteri; Pomacentridae
Gene: hspbp1
Product: HSPA (heat shock 70kDa) binding protein, cytoplasmic cochaperone 1
Exons: 8
Coding region: 128-1138 (336 amino acids)
Cellular component (GO): endoplasmic reticulum
Molecular function (GO): adenyl-nucleotide exchange factor activity
Source: RefSeq, a predicted model, not a curated record
CUAGCGCAUUUUAUGUUUCUGUGUUUAAAAGGGAGCAGGCUAAUAUUGGACUCAGAGGAACUCAGAAGAAACAGCGUGUCUAUUUAUUUUACACAGGUUAAUAGAACUCUUCAAAGCAGGUAACAUCAUGUCAGAAGACAGGCAGGACAGGAGAUACCCCCAGAACCUUCAGGGGGUCCUGCAGCUGGCAGUGGAUGCUGGAUCCGCCGCAGAGGGUUCUUCCCCUGUUGAGCCCAUGUCAGAGGAAAGGAAAACGUGGCUGAGAGACGCUCUUGCAGAGGUCUGCAAAGGACAGAUGGACGAAGUGGAGCAGAUGAAACAGUGCUUGGCUGUUCUACACAAAGAGGAAGGGAGUGGAAGGGAGCGAGAAGGAGAGGAAGAGAGGGAGGAAGAUGAUGAAGAUGAGCGGGAAUCAGCCUUUGAGAUGUUGUCAGAGUUGUGUGAGAACCUAGACAACGCUAGAGACCUGAUGAUUCUUGGUGGACUGGACUUGUGCGUCUCUCGGUAUCUGUGUCAUGUCCAAAGCGGGCUGAGGUGGCGUGCUGCCGAGCUCAUUGCCUCCUGCGCCCAGAACAUGCCGCAGGUGCAGGUCCACUUGCUGAACAUUGGGGUGCUGCCAAAGCUGCUGCAGCUGACAGACUCAGAUCCACAUCCCACCGUCAGAGUAAAAGCCCUUUACGCUGUUUCAUGUCUGGUCCGAGAGCAGGAAGCAGGCCUGCAGGCGUUCCUGUCCCAUGACGGUUUCUCGGUGCUGAUGCGUGGCAUGCAGGUGGAGAACGAGAAGCUCAGGACCAAGUCGGCUUUCCUGCUGUUCAAUCUGUUAAUGUCACACCCCGAACAGAAAGACACAGUUGUCUCAAUGGGUAUGGUGCAGCAGCUGGUAUCAGCACUCCGCACUCCACAUUCACCUUUCCAUGAACACGUGCUCGGCGCCCUUUGCUGUCUGGUGGAAGACUUUCCUCAAGGGCUCAAAGACUGCAGGAAUCCUACGCUGGGUUUGGAGGAGUUACUCCGACAGCGAGCCAAAGAGCUUCAGGGAAAAGAAGAAAGUCAGGAGGAACUUGACUUCUGCGAGCGUUUGAGGCUCUUGUGUUUCCAAGGGCAGCAGCAGUCAGAUGACAAUGGGAUGGAUCGCUGAAAUGUUUUUGUUUGUUUGUUUGUUUUUUACCUCACCUGUUUUGGCUUCAGUGUGAAAAGAUAUAGCAGAACAUUCACGCGGUGGAUGAUCGUGGAUGUUGAGCAACGUUUUGUCUGUUACGACAGUUGCUGUCCAUAUUUUGCAUGUAGUCCAGGAUCUGGAUUUUACUGUGUAAAUAUCUAUAUAUCUGUAUAAAAUACUUAAAGUCAGCUCUCAUUUCA